Molecule: messenger RNA, 766 nt
Organism: Mobula hypostoma (lesser devil ray)
Lineage: Eukaryota; Metazoa; Chordata; Chondrichthyes; Myliobatiformes; Myliobatidae
Gene: mrps24
Product: mitochondrial ribosomal protein S24
Exons: 4
Coding region: 175-678 (167 amino acids)
Biological process (GO): translation
Cellular component (GO): mitochondrion
Source: RefSeq, a predicted model, not a curated record
CAACUUCUACUACGUGAGCAAUUACCAUUAGCUGCUAAAUCGUUUCAUUCAAAACGGGAUUAUGUAAAUAAUUCAUCUUCUGUCAAUUAUCCUUAAUGUAAAAUAAAUACGCGUCUGGACUGAGAACAUCGCGAUUUCAAUUACUCCACCCCCAUAAUCCUGCGCGGACCCAUCAUGGCGGCGCCCGUUGCGGCCCGGAGCUGCAGUGCGACGGUAAAUGUUGUGUCACUUUGGCAAUACAUUUGGAAGAGAAAUAUUCAGACAACAGCAUCAUGUUUAAAGAACCGAGCAGCCCGCAUUCGAGUUGCCAAAGGUGAUAAACCAGUUACCUACGAGCAGGCGUAUCCACCUCACUACAUCGCUCACAGGAAAGGCUGGCUGUCCCAGCACACAAGCAAUCUGGAUGGUGAAGAGGGAGCUGCAGAUCGCACAAUCGAAGAUGUUUUCAUCCGCAAGUUUAUUUAUGGCACAUUUCAUAGAUGUCUCGCCAAUGAGAUUGUAUUGAAGAGAAGAGCAAAUACCAUUGUUAUCUGUGCCGUCUUCAUUCAGAAACUUCCUCCACAGAAGUUUUAUUUUCUAAUAGGCUAUACAGAGACACUACUCUCCUACCUGUAUAAAUGUCCAGUCAAGAUGGAAGUGCAGACAGUGGAUAAGAAAGUCGUGUAUAAGUAUAUCUGACAGUCUGUAAAGGAGCGAUACUCCCUGGAUAUUGAAUGAGUGGUAGAACCUGAUUUAUUUUAAAUAAACAUUUGCUCUACUUGUGGGU